AUGACUGACGCGCCCAAUUCCAGCGAUGAGCUAUAUCCCAUUGCAGUGCUCAUCGAUGAGCUCAAGCACGAUGAUGUUUUGCUUCGACUCAAUGCCAUCCACCGUCUGUCGACUAUCGCCCUCGCCCUCGGUGCGGAGCGUACGAGGGAAGAACUCAUUCCAUUCCUUGAUGAGUCAGUCGAAGAUGAGGAUGAAGUUCUCGUCGCUUUGAGCGAAGAACUCGGCAGCUUUAUCGAAUUUGUUGGAGGGCCACAAUGGGGGCAUGUGCUGCUGUCACCUCUGGAGAAUCUGGCAGCCAUCGAGGAGCCAGUCGUCCGAGACAAGGCGGUCGAGUCUCUCAACAAGAUUUGCGAAAGCCUCUCAACCCAGCAGGUUGAAGAGUACUUCACCCCCCUCACAAUUCGACUCUCGAAAGCCGACUGGUUCACCUCCAAAGUCUCUGGAUGCGGCCUCUACACCGCCCCGUACAAGAAGGUUUCUCCACCCAUCCAGGAACAGCUUCGCCAGCAAUUCGGCCUGUUGGUGCACGAUGACACCCCAAUGGUUCGUCGCCAGGCUGCCACCAACAUGGCCAAGUUCGUCAAAGAGAUGACUGCCGCUGUUGCCAUCGAAGAAAUGAUACCCCUCUUUCAACACCUCGUGCAGGACGACCAAGAUAGCGUCCGGCUUCUUACAGUUGAAAUUCUUAUUUCCAUUGCCGAGGUUGUACCCAAGGAGCAGCAGUCUAGCCACGGCGUCCUCUUGACGUCGCUACGAAAUUUGAUAGAAGACAAGAGCUGGCGGAUUGCGAAGGCUGUUGAUGAAGAAGUGGUCUCGAGGGACCUUGUGCCCGCAUUUGUCAAGUUGCUGAAGGAUAACGAGGCCGAGGUUCGGACAGCUAUUGCCGGCCAAAUCCCUGGAUUCUGUCAUCUUGUUGACCGGACCACGUUACUCAAUGAUAUCAUGGGCAGCAUUGAGGACCUCGUCUCUGACACUUCUCAGCAUGUCCGCGCAGCCCUCGGAACCCAGAUUAGCGGCCUGGCUCCCAUCCUUGGCAAGCAAGAGACCAUUGACCACCUUCUUCCGAUGUUUUUGCAAAUGCUCAAGGAUGAGUUUCCUGAGGUUAGGCUUCACAUCAUCUCGAAACUGGAGCUGGUGAAUCAAGUGAUUGGCAUUGACCUUCUCUCCCAAUCUCUGCUACCCGCCAUUGUUCAGCUGGCAGAAGACAAGCAGUGGCGAGUCCGUCUAGCGAUCAUCGAAUAUAUACCUCUCCUGGCCAGCCAGUUGGGUGUCCAGUUUUUUGACGAGAAGCUCAGUACUUUGUGCAUGGGCUGGCUCGGAGAUACCGUCUUCUCCAUCCGAGAGGCUGCCACACACAACCUAAAGAAGUUAACCGAGGUCUUUGGCGUAGCUUGGGCCAACGAGCAGAUCAUCCCGAAAGUGAUGGGCAUGGGUAGCCACCCAAACUACCUGUAUCGGAUGACGACCUGUUUCGCUAUUUCGACCCUUGCAUCUGUGGUCAGCAUGGAUGUGAUCGCUACAUCGAUUCUGCCUAUGCUGGACAAAAUGGUCGAUGAUGACAUCCCCAACAUUCGAUUCAACGUGGCCAAAACGUACUCGGUUCUGAUCAAUGCUUUGCGUCGUCUCCCUGAAGAGGGUACCCUGUACUCGCUGGAGAAAGAGGGCGUGGAAGUUGUCCCGUCUCCUCGUGGUGGCGAGCUGAUUCAGCAAAGAGUCCUCCCAAACCUAACGAAGCUGCAGAAGGAUGAUGAUGUUGAUGUUCGCUACUAUGCAACAACCGCAGCGGUUGAUGCAACGGGUUCUUCUGUGAUCGGAGAGCCCAUGAGUACUUCACCAUAG
Messenger RNA from Drechmeria coniospora, 1839 nucleotides. RefSeq names its product protein phosphatase PP2A regulatory subunit A. Gene Ontology annotation, biological process: protein dephosphorylation. The transcript has 8 exons. Bases 1 to 1839 code for a protein of 612 amino acids. Gene Ontology annotation, cellular component: cytoplasm; protein phosphatase type 2A complex. The record is from RefSeq and is a predicted model, not a curated record. Lineage: Eukaryota; Fungi; Ascomycota; Sordariomycetes; Hypocreales; Ophiocordycipitaceae. Gene Ontology annotation, molecular function: protein phosphatase regulator activity.